AUGCUCAGAGAUGCUUUUUCUUGUUCUGUUGGCAGUUUGCAGCGGCCAUGUCAAAGAGACCAUCACAAAGACAAGAGAAAUCAGGAGGAAGCGCCAAUUAGCAGGAUGCUGACACCUUGCCUCCUAAGAAGAGUGGUCUUCCUGGUUCCUUUAAUUUUUGUAGUUGUGCUGCUCACCAUGGAGCCCAUUAAAGCCGACCAAGAAGCAGGAACAACAAUCCCAGCUGAAAGUCGCCCCUGCGUUGACUGCCAUGCAUUUGAAUUCAUGCAGAGGGCCUUGCAGGAUUUAAAGAAGACUGCGUAUAAUCUAGACACACGGACAGAAACACUGCUUCUUCAAGUGGAAAAGAGAACUCUGUGUGACUGUGUAACUGCAGACACGCUGAACUGA
Messenger RNA from Emys orbicularis (European pond turtle), 390 nucleotides. RefSeq names its product NELL2 interacting cell ontogeny regulator 1 (gene NICOL1). The coding region runs from base 1 to 390 and encodes 129 amino acids. NCBI's taxonomy places the organism in Eukaryota, Metazoa, Chordata, Testudines, Emydidae. The transcript has 4 exons. The record is from RefSeq and is a predicted model, not a curated record.